This is a messenger RNA of Penicillium roqueforti, 225 nucleotides long. RefSeq lists its product as uncharacterized. The transcript is spliced from 4 exons. The coding region runs from base 1 to 225 and encodes 74 amino acids. The record is from RefSeq and is a predicted model, not a curated record. Lineage: Eukaryota; Fungi; Ascomycota; Eurotiomycetes; Eurotiales; Aspergillaceae.
AUGGCAAAGUCAGUAAUUAUCAUGUUUGAGGACCCGGACUCGUGGGAAAAUGAGAGAGAAAAUGUUGAUAGCAUUUUGGACAAAUACACUGGAACCUCAGGAUAUCCUUCCACCAGAUCUUUGCCCCCUAUUAUUGUCGGUGCAGAACUCGGUGAAGAGGCCGUCGAGGAGUUGAGGAGCCUGAGUGGAGUACUGGUGCGGUGUCCGGAUGAAGAGGAAGAUUAG